Galdieria sulphuraria is the source of this 1756-nucleotide messenger RNA. RefSeq lists its product as uncharacterized. The coding region runs from base 24 to 1598 and encodes 524 amino acids. The record is from RefSeq and is a predicted model, not a curated record. Gene Ontology annotation, biological process: lipid metabolic process. Lineage: Eukaryota; Rhodophyta; Bangiophyceae; Galdieriales; Galdieriaceae. The transcript is spliced from 2 exons.
AUCGAAGACUUGAGCAUUUGCCAAUGGCAUUCUGUUUUCCAUACCAAAGUGCGAGUCUCCCACGUUCGCAUGUUCCAAGAACGUCUCUCGGAGUGAGUUUGCUAAGACACUCAUCCUACAGUGGAGGUUUCCUGCAAACCAUACCAGCAACUCCGCAAGUUGUGGCGUUGUGGGAGGAAGUCUGCAUUCUAGGAAGAUUGCCCAACAAGAAGAGGUUGUUUGACUUUUACAGUAAAAAACGAGGUAGAUAUUUUAAAACUACUCCAAAACAACUGUUGGAGGUUUGGCCCUGUUAUUUUUCCAGGAAACGGAACUUUCUGAUUGUAAGCAUCAGCGCUAGUGAUCAACCGGAACAGUUUCAGAAAGCGGUUAAAUCUUGUCAUUCCAACAGUACAAGCGUUCAUCCAGUUCUUUCGAUCAUACAAAAGAGGAAGUUAGAAGCAAGUCUACCGGGAAAGAGGAACGAUUCUUUUCGUGUUGCCCUUUGUAUCGAAGGAGGAGGCAUGAGAGGCUCCAUAGCUGCAGGAAUGACAGCAGCCAUAAAGUAUUUGAAUCUUGAAAACGUAUUCGAUGUUGUAUAUGGUUCUUCAGCAGGCGCGAUUAUUGGUGCUUAUUUUGUUAGCAGGCAGUUGCCAUUAUAUGGUACUAGUGUGUAUUACGAAGACCUAUGUUCUCGAGACUUUAUAAGGAAGCGACAAUUGUUUUAUAGAUACUUGCAGCCGAACUCGAAGCAUAUACCGGUUCUAGAUUUGGAUAGUCUCAUAGAUGAAGUAAUCGUCUACUCAAAACCUCUUGAUUGGAAUUGUUUUUGGAAAAAUUGCCAGAGCCAGCCACUGAAGCCAGUGGCAACUUCAUUAAGUACUUUGGAAGCAAAGGUGCUGGACAAUUAUAAAACUUUUGAGGAACUGCGACAGUGUUUGAGAGCUUCUGCUCUUGUUCCUGGAAUAGCUGGAGAACCAGUUUCUAUUGAUGGCGAUGUUUUUGCUGAUGCUAUUUUACACGAAGCUAUUCCACUUCGUUCAGCCUUGCGGGAAGGUGCGACACAUGUCUUAGUGUUACGCACAAGACCUCAAGGAGCACGUAUUCCACACAAAGCUGGAAUGUACGAACGUCUUAUUGCUGUUCCUAGCUUUCGUUCACAAGAGAAUUUUCCGGUUAUUCAAGCGUUCGUAUUGAGUGGUCAUCAUCGUCAAAUUUACUAUGAAGACAUCGAAAGAUUGAAAAGAGCGAAGGCUGAAUUUGGUCCCACACCUCCUUAUUUAUAUGAUCUGGCAGUUCCAAGAUUCAAGAAACAAGUUGGCCAACUGGAAAGCAGACAAGAUGUAAUCUUCAAGGCAGUGCGAGAUGGCUUUGCAAUUGCGUAUCAAGAGUUGACAGGAGUAUCAAUGGAAGAGAGCGAAAGAGUUGCAUCAAGUAUUUACACGGAGGAAGAGUUUGUUCGACUUAAGAAACAGAGAGAGAUGAUUCGGUUUCAAAGAGAAAACUGGAAGAGACGUUUGAGGUCUAUCAGUUUAUUUAAACCGAAAACUGUUUUAAAAAGAAGAAAUUCGACAAAUUCGCAGUCUUCAUUCAUUGACAACGAAUCUUUAACGGAAUAACAUCCUUUUGACGGUCGAAGUUUUUCUGCACAAGACAAACUAUGGAACACUUGAUUCAUACUUGUUGUAUCAAUUUACUAUUGUCAUUUUUGGGGUUUGAGAACGUAUGAUAGUAUUCUUUCUAUUAUUCUGUCCAGAAUAAACUGUACACUUUACAU